Symsagittifera roscoffensis is the source of this 2190-nucleotide messenger RNA. RefSeq names its product b(0,+)-type amino acid transporter 1-like. Gene Ontology annotation, molecular function: L-amino acid transmembrane transporter activity. Gene Ontology annotation, cellular component: membrane. The record is from RefSeq and is a predicted model, not a curated record. The transcript is spliced from 5 exons. NCBI's taxonomy places the organism in Eukaryota, Metazoa, Xenacoelomorpha, Acoela, Convolutidae. Gene Ontology annotation, biological process: amino acid transmembrane transport. Bases 142 to 1626 code for a protein of 494 amino acids.
GUCUCUUAUCAGGUUUUAUCGGAUUUGUAUUUUCAGAGAUUUCUGAUGAUGUACAUUCUGAUCUGAUGGUUAUGUUUGAAUAGUUUGUUCAUAUACCUGCUAUCUACAAAGAAGCGGUCACCAAAAUUUAGCUUAUUCGAAAUGACAACUAGUAAUGGACCUUCAGAUGCCGUCGAGCUUAAGCGGGAAGUGGGGUUGUUCGGCGGUAUUUCCUUUAUUGUGGGGACUAUGAUUGGUUCCGGAAUCUUUGCAAGUCCCUCAGGAGCUUUAGCGGCUUCUGGAAGUGUAGCUCUUGACCUCAUUGUUUGGGGCCUCUGUGGUCUCCUGUGUUUAAUGGGUGCACUGUGCUACGCCGAAUUGGGAACAUUAAUAACAAAGUCCGGAGGAGAAUACCAAUACAUCAAGGCUGCCUUCGGACCCGUGGCUGCCUAUCUGUUCUCGUGGACAACAGUAGUGGUUUUGAAACCAUCUGCCUCUGCUGCAAUCAGUCUGACCUUUGCUGACUACGCUUUAAAGAUAUUCCCAGAUGAGUCGAACUCGUGUGAAGAAGAGAUGGUUCAGACAAAAAGGCUGAUCGCUAUAGCUGUCAUCUGGCUCAUUGGCUUCAUCCACAUCUAUAGUGUAAACCUAUCAAACAAGGUUCAAUCAGUUUGCAUGGUUGCCAAAAUCCUCGCCAUCAUCUUCAUUGUAAUUCUGGGUCUGAUUAAAAUAAUUAAAGGCAACACAGCUACAUUAGCAAGUGGAUUCGAAGGAAGCGAAACCAACGUGUUCCAUCUCUCUCUAGCUUUCUACCAGGGUCUCUUUUCUUAUGACGGUUGGAAUCAACUGAACUUUCUGACUGAGGAGCUGAAAAAUCCUCAGAGGAACCUCCCUCUAGCUAUCAUCCUCGGAAUCCCGCUAGUCAUGGUAUGCUAUCUGCUAAUGAAUGUCGCAUACUUUGGAGUCCUAACUAAAGAUCAAGUUCUAAACGAAUCGGCACUGGCAAUUGUGCUUGGAAAUGAGAUGUUGCCGAAAUAUAUAGUCUGGGUGAUCCCCCUUUCUGUAUGUUUCUCGACUCUCGGAUCCACUAAUGGCGAGAUGUUUGCGUGCGGAAGGAUUGCUUACUCCACUGCGAGAGAAGGUCACUUACCCAGGAUUCUGUCGUUCUGUCACGUCGAUUUUCAAACUCCAGUGUUAGGAGUUAUCGUCACUGUAUUUGUGAGCACACUCUACGUACUAGCAGGAGACUUCAAUGACCUAUUGGAGUACUUCAGCUUCGCCGCCUGGGUCUUCUACUUCAUCACUGUUCUUGGUCUGAUUGUGCUGCGCUUCAAGAUGCCCGACGAACACCGAGAAUUCAAAGUGCCCAUAUUCAUACCAGUCAUAUUCUGCGUAUGUGCGCUGUACCUCAUAAUCGCGCCUCUUAUUUCGGAGUUCAGCUACAAGUACAUAGGAGCAGUGCUCUUCAUAGUUUUUGGAUUGGUUUAUUAUAUUCCGUUUGUGCAUUUCGAACUGAAACUGCCGUUCUUGCACGGUGUGUUCAAAAAAAUACAGUAUUUGUUCAGUAUCGCGAUUUCAACUUAUCACGAGGACGAAGGAAAAGGUGAUCAAGUUGCAUUAGAAAAUGUUGCAGAAAAAGAAGCCUAAGUUUACCAAUGAUUUCAUGUCCGUAAUUAAACGAUGUUUCUAUUAAAGAUAGCCUCAAUCCUUUUUCCAAUUUGGUUAUAAGAUCUCAAAAAAGAGAUAAUCUCUAGGAUGGAGAAAUAAUGAUUGGAACUUUUGUUAUAUUUUUAUAUCGCGCAAUAAGUCUAUGUUUAUAACACCUACAAAAGUGCCUUUUAUUUGGUAAUUUUCAAUUGAUGAUGCUAAUUUUUGUAUGUCUUGUAUUUUGAAAUUUAGUACUGUAAGGUUGAUUUUGUGCCAAAGAGCCUUUUCAAAAUCAUGUUCCUCAAAAAUUGUCAUCAUGCAAUUCGUAUAUACCUCAAGUUAGCUAGCCGUUUCUGUGUUGUUUUACCUUUCUUCGUAUCAAUUUGGACCCAGUAUUUGUGUUUGAUGCUUUCUCGUGUAUAUAGUAAUCCCAGAUGUGAUUGUUUUUCUAUAGCUUCGUGAAUUACAACAGCGCUAUUCCGUUACCCUUAAACUGGAUUCAUACCUGUGAAUGCUUUUUAGUUGUAUUGAUAACGUUUACCGUGUCAAAUAUGAUUUCGCAGU